UUCCCAAAAUCCAAUCCCAAUCUAUUGUAACAAAUAAAGAAGUACUGUCAUAGUGGCGGUAUAUUUUGUAAUUUGUAAUUUAUUAUUGGUUAGGACACGUUUAUUUGGAUAUUAAGUAAGGGAUCGUUGCAACGUGCACAAUCACUCAUAUUGAAUAGAGAUAAGGAGCACAAUCUGAUCACGUCCGCACCGCUCGGCCACUAGUCACCACACACACACAAGGAAGAAAACUGUUUUAAACAGUUUAACCUUUCAGAACAAAAAUUCACAAUGGAGUCAAAGUUAAAAUCCCAGAAAGGAACCAAGGUUGAAAGGUACUGUGUGUGUAGAUCAAGUGAUGGCUCAAGAUUUAUGAUAUGCUGUGACAAAUGUACAGGAUGGUUUCAUGGAGACUGUAUGAACGUUACACAGCAACAAGCAAAGCGCAUUGAGCAUUGGUUUUGUCCUAAAUGUGUUUUGAGUAUCUGUGAUGGUGCGCAGAAUUUACAGAACAUAAGUUCAAAGAACAAAUGCAAGACACAGAAGAGAACAAGUGAUCGAAUUUCAGAGAUUCCUUUGAAAGACUCUGCUUGCUGCGGACAAUGUAGUAACUGUCUUCGAAAUGAAGAAUGUGGCAAUAAGAGUUUCUUUGAAAGAAAGAAGUUUAAGAAUGAGGAGACCAGAUGCGAGCUGGUGUACGACAAAGCGAGUGUUGGCAUCAAUCAGCUAAGAAGAAAUGAAUGUCGUGAAAAUCCAAAGAAAGUGUUCGUACAGUGUAUGGGGCCGAACUGUCUCAAACCAGCAAGAGUCAAUAGUAAAUACUGCAGUCACGAUUGUGGCUAUGCUUUGAACCACUUGCGGCUAAUUUCAAUAAUACCGAACCGCAUCUUGGAACAAGAACAAGUGCCCUGUAUGGCAGACAUCAAUGAUCAUCGUAAACUGAAACAGAUCAGAGAUGAACAGAAUGUUUGUAUCAGUAAUCUGCAGAAUCUUGACAAGAAAGAGAAGAUUCUGCAAGAGCUGAUAAACAGAGGCAAGAGAAUGCCUGUUGUCGAAGCAGAGGAAGAGUCCAGGGAGGAAGAUGAGACGAAGAUGUACUGUGUCACGUGUGGGUGGGACAUACCGAUACAAACAGCCGUCAGGCACAUGGAACUGUGCUUCAGAAAGGUUGAAAGUCAUGAUGCCGUUGUGGAAGUUAUUGAGAAAAAUUCAAAGUAUUGUAGAAUAUUUUGCAACUUCUACGAUUCAUCUAAAAACACCUUCUGUAAACGUCUACGCUAUGUUUGUCCCGAUCACUACAAACUUCCGAAAGCUGGAGAUAAUGAGGUUUGUGGAUGCCCAAUGAAGGAAACAAUAUUACAAACAAUUUAUUCUGGUGUGGUGAAUAAAUUCUGCCAGAGGCUUAAGAAAAACUGUUACCAACAUUUCAAUUGGGAGAGCCUCUUCCUGGCUGAUAUUGAUUUUGAUCGUUUUAGAGAGUUGAACAAAAUCAACACGCUAUUUGGAGAAGAAUAUCAUCUUUUGAGGCAACUUACAAAUCGAUGCAAUGUAGUGGGACUUCUGCUUCAUUCAACAAGAGUGCACAAGUGAAAAUCUGAUUUAAUAAUUAUAGUAAAUGAUUCAGUAGUAUUUGUUAAAAUGAUUUUACCAUUAACUUCUUUUUUGCUGUAAAAUAAAAAAAUUCUUAGAAUAAGCAUGGGAUUCUCCAUAUAAUACUUUAAUUUAAACCAUUUUUAAAUACAUGUUAGUUCAAAUAUCAAAUAGGUCUUGUGUAAUGAGGCUUUUAUAUUCAAAUUCAGGAAAUAUAUGAACAACUUUCUUCAAAGCCUAUAAUAAUCAUUAUUUAUUAUUAAUCUUAAAGACAUGUUUGUAAAACUACUAUAGAUUUCAGAGUUCUUUAAGAAUGUAACAAUGUUCCCAGUAUUUUGAUAUUUUACAUAAACCAGAAUUAGUCAGGUGUCACAACAAGUUUUAUGGCAUCUUAGUUCUGCAGACUUUUUAAAUGUUAAUAACACUUGCAGUGAUAGUGAUGUGUGCUUUUAUGUAAACAGUAAUUUGCAUUUUCCCCAUUAUGUUUUCUUUCAAUAUAUUUUGGCAUAUUUACUUAUUUAAUAAAGUUAAGUGUAAAUGUAAUGAAGUACUAUUGACAAUAAUUAUUUUGUGGGCAAUUAAUCUGAGUUGUAAUUAAGUUGCCCGAACUCCUGUAUCUGCCUCAUCCUGAAGUAAUUAAUAAGUUGUUUUUAAAAUAGUGGAUAAAUUGUAUUGUUAUUUGUCAAAACAUUUGUGCUAAACCACAUACAAAGCACACCAAUGUUUCCCUCUGUAUAAUAUUGUAAUAACAUUUGUAUUAAACAUUACAAUAUCAAUACAAUGUAGCAAAAGUAAUAGGUUUUAGUUUAAUUCUAAUUCUUUACGUCUAUCCAUGUUCGUAGUAUAAUAUUAGCAUUACAAUAGAAUAAUAGAUGUAUCUGUGUGCCAUUUUACAAGGUUUUUGAUUCAUAGUAAAUAACAACACUGUAAUGGUGCAACUAAUAUUAUAAAUUAAGGUAGGUAAUUUACUAUAUUAUAUCAAUAAAUUGUUUGAUUUUAAAGUA
Molecule: messenger RNA, 2573 nt
Organism: Homalodisca vitripennis (glassy-winged sharpshooter)
Lineage: Eukaryota; Metazoa; Arthropoda; Insecta; Hemiptera; Cicadellidae
Product: CXXC-type zinc finger protein 1-like
Exons: 12
Coding region: 271-1569 (432 amino acids)
Biological process (GO): positive regulation of DNA-templated transcription
Cellular component (GO): Set1C/COMPASS complex
Source: RefSeq, a predicted model, not a curated record